Messenger RNA from Enhydra lutris kenyoni (northern sea otter), 1278 nucleotides. RefSeq names its product Wnt family member 7A. The record is from RefSeq and is a predicted model, not a curated record. Lineage: Eukaryota; Metazoa; Chordata; Mammalia; Carnivora; Mustelidae. Gene Ontology annotation, biological process: neuron differentiation; canonical Wnt signaling pathway; multicellular organism development. Gene Ontology annotation, molecular function: cytokine activity; frizzled binding. Bases 1 to 795 code for a protein of 264 amino acids. The transcript is spliced from 3 exons. Gene Ontology annotation, cellular component: extracellular region.
AUGAGCCUAAGACCUGCUGUGUUGGGCAGGUGCUGUGAGCCAGGGAGCCGGGAGGCUGCCUUCACAUACGCCAUCAUCGCCGCUGGGGUGGCCCACGCCAUCACAGCAGCCUGUACCCAAGGCAAUCUGAGUGACUGUGGCUGCGACAAGGAGAAGCAAGGCCAGUACCACCGGGACGAGGGCUGGAAGUGGGGUGGCUGCUCUGCCGACAUCCGCUACGGCAUCGGCUUCGCCAAGGUCUUUGUGGAUGCCCGGGAGAUCAAGCAGAAUGCCCGGACUCUCAUGAACUUACACAAUAACGAGGCAGGCCGAAAGAUCCUGGAGGAAAACAUGAAGCUGGAGUGUAAGUGCCACGGCGUGUCCGGCUCGUGCACCACCAAGACAUGCUGGACGACGCUGCCGCAGUUCCGGGAGCUGGGCUAUGUGCUCAAGGACAAGUACAACGAGGCGGUCCAUGUGGAGCCCGUGCGUGCCAGCCGCAACAAGCGGCCCACCUUCCUGAAGAUCAAGAAGCCGCUGUCGUACCGCAAGCCCAUGGACACAGACCUGGUGUACAUCGAGAAGUCACCCAACUACUGUGAGGAGGACCCGGUGACGGGCAGCGUGGGCACGCAGGGCCGCGCCUGCAACAAGACAGCCCCGCAGGCCAGCGGCUGCGACCUCAUGUGCUGUGGCCGCGGCUACAACACCCACCAGUACGCCCGCGUGUGGCAGUGCAACUGCAAGUUCCACUGGUGCUGUUACGUCAAGUGCAACACCUGCAGCGAGCGCACCGAGGUGUACACGUGCAAGUGAGCCCGGGACUCAGCAGUGUCGCCCUUGGGGCUGGCUGGGCACCUCCAGCCGCAAGUCAGACCGCAGGGGGGACCGGACAGCUUCCCAGCUGCAGUCACCCCGGCGGGUCUCUUCUGGGAUCUCCGCGGGAGGAAUGCUGAGCUUGUCUUUUCUGCUGUGGGGACACCGCUCCCAGGUUUCCCGCAGGCACCAGGUGGAAAGAUCUCCCCAGAGCCCUGGACUUUUCUCUUCCAUACUCACUGCUGCUCCGCCCCACCCCACACUUCGACAGGGGAGGGGGUCCUCCUCGGCUGGAGCAGAGCCUUUUGCACCAGGAGCUCUGGACCCAGGGGCCUCAACAUAGCAAUAUUUAACAAUUUAUUCUGAUAAAAAAAUAAUAUUAAUUUAUUUAAUUAAAAAGAAUCCUUCCACCUCAUCGGGAUCCGUUUUCUGCAAUCAAAGUGGACCGCUUGCUUUCUUUGCGGGAUAAUUUUGUCGCUAGGA